Molecule: messenger RNA, 456 nt
Organism: Eucalyptus grandis
Lineage: Eukaryota; Viridiplantae; Streptophyta; Magnoliopsida; Myrtales; Myrtaceae
Product: LRR receptor kinase BAK1-like
Exons: 2
Coding region: 1-456 (151 amino acids)
Biological process (GO): protein phosphorylation
Molecular function (GO): protein kinase activity; ATP binding
Source: RefSeq, a predicted model, not a curated record
AUGGCUGUGUCAUCCCCCAUUCUUGUUGGUUUUGGGUUAGUUGCUUCUGGCUCCGAUUCUCAAUCCGAUUCUGGCUCCGAUUCUCAAUCCUACCAUCGCUAUGAAGAUGUUUAUGUCAAUAAUACCACCGUCCGUGGCACACUCGGGUUUCUUGCCCCUGAGUAUAUCCACUCAGGAAAGUGCACACUGAAGAAUGAUGUCUUUACAUACGGGACAAUGCUUCUAGAGCUCAUGUCGGGAAAGACAAUUUCAGAACUUAAUUUGUUGGCGCAUGAUGAUCUCUGGUUGGAGGAAUGGAUUGGUGAUCUUAUGAACAAGAACGAGUUGGGAAGGGUGAUGGAUCCCAAUUUGCAGGGGAACUACUUGGAGGAAGAAGCAGAGAAACUACUCCGAUUGGCAUUGUUGUGCUUACAUGGGGAUCCAUCCAUUCGACCAGAGGUGUCUGAAGUGGUCUGA